UGACAAAUAAUAAAUUAAUUUCCCAUAAAAGAACAUUGAGGUAAAGCAGACACAGAGAGACCACAAGCAAUGGAAGGUGUAAGCAAAACCUCUGUAUUAUCCUUCUCACUACCAAAGCUUAAUUCUCCAUUUCAAAACACGGCGCUCUCGUUUUCUCCCUCGAAACAUAUGCAAGCAGAUCCCAUGUGGGCCCCAAAAAAUUCACCCAAAUUCACCAGGAUUCGGUGCAGGCUGUCCGAGGGCGAGCAAGGGUUUAAUGUCAGCAGCUCCAAGAGGCAAAUGGAAGAUUACAACACGGAAAUGAAGAAAAUGAUGAGGAACCCUUAUGAAUAUCAUCACGAUCUCGGCAUGAACUAUACCGUUAUAACCGAAAAUCUGAUCGUGGGCUCGCAGCCUCAGAAAAUCGAAGACAUUGAUCAUCUAAAAGAGGAACUUAAUGUGGGCUACAUACUCAACUUGCAGCAGGAUAGAGAUGUCGAGUACUGGGGCAUAGACUUAAAAUCCAUUAUAGAGAGAUGUAAAGAGCUCGGGAUUCGUCACAUGAGAAGGCCUGCGAAAGAUUUUGAUCCCGAGUCGUUAAGACAUGGAUUACCAAAAGCUGUUUCGGCAUUGGAUUGGGCAAUAUCGGAAGGAAAUGGAAGAGUAUAUGUUCACUGUACUGCCGGUUUAGGAAGGGCACCCGCUGUUUCUAUUGCUUACAUGUUCUGGUUCUUAAAUACGAACCUGGACACAGCUUACAAGACGCUAACUUCGAAGCGGCCAUGUGGGCCCAACAGAAGAGCGAUUCGUGGGGCCACAUAUGACUUGGCGAAAAACGAGCCUUGGAAGGAACCUUUCGAGAGUUUGCCCGAGCAUGCUUUUGAAGAUAUUGCAGAUUGGGAAAGAAAACUUAUUGAAGAUCGUGUACGUGCCCUUCGUGAGUCUUGAAUGAAGGCACUUUUUCCUCCAAACAUUUUAUAGAAAUCAACUCGGCCUCUAAGCUAGUUGGAACUCGGUGGUUCGGUUUGUAUAAAAAUGUUAUCUAAUUAAGUUAGAAUAUAGAAAACCAGUUCUCUCAUUUCUCAAUAUCUCAGUACAAGUUGUGCUUAUGAUGAUUUUUUGCUGUGGCUUAAUUAGUUCACAUAAAUAGAAUCACAAACUAUUAUUAUUACCAA
This is a messenger RNA of Striga asiatica, 1154 nucleotides long. The record is from the annotation of a GenBank genome assembly. Lineage: Eukaryota; Viridiplantae; Streptophyta; Magnoliopsida; Lamiales; Orobanchaceae.